AUGCCAUUAGGACCUUUACCUAUCUGUCAAUGUCCCAUCUACUUGAACGGAACUCAGAAUGGUGCUGAUUUGAAUCCCUCCUCACACAGGUUCAUUAGUGACUGUCCUCAUGAGAGAUAUGCAAAGAAAAUAAGACAUUCCCUCUGCGGACAAAGUUGUAAUUCUUUCUCCCAAACUUCUAGAUUUGGGAGUGACACCAAGAAGCAAGAACUGUGUGUUUUAGGGAAUGACAACCUUGUACUGCCUGAAGAGAAUAACAGCUAUGUUGAUUCUUUUCCAAGCUGUGAGCCUGGCUCUGAGGAUGGUAUAUUAUCUGAUGAUGACUCUAGUCAGGCCAAUUCUUUGAGAUAUCAAGUUGUCCAAGAACUACUGAAACAGUUUUCUUGGAACAAGCAAGAUCAUGCCCAUGAAGUGUCUUCAGGAUACUUUAAAGAACAGGUGGUUAUUCAAUUCAGAAGAGCUCUUUAUUUUUCUGGGCUUCGGGUAUUAUAUGUCAGGGGUGGUGGAUUCUACAGGCAAAUUUCAGCAGAUUAUUUCCUGAGAAAUCCAAACUGUCUACAGCGAUUAAUCCUAUGGCUUAAACGUGAGCUGAUAGCUAUUUAUGGUGACUUUGGGUACACAGCAAAAAACAUCCUUACUAUCAUCCUCCAAAACAUGACAGAGCAUGAUCUAGACAGCCAGACCUUUUCAGAGCUCUUGAGACCCUACCUCUUGCAAUACACUGAACAUUUCUUACACGAGUUCAUCAGUUUUGCUCGGUCACCUUUUAGCAUGAAAAUGUAUGACCAGCGAGCCAUUUAUGAGUGUCCUUCUCCGUCAGAUGGAAGAGGAAAUCUAUUCACUAUCUCACCUACUAAUGACAAAUGGGCCUUACCAGCAUUGGAAAAUUAUGCAGAGAUGGCCAAAACUAUUCAUGACUCAUGGAAUAAAGGAAUAUUGCCUCACUCAGGUUCAAAGCAUACCAUGACAUCUGAGUCAUCUUCCAUGUCAACUGAAAGAAAUCCAGAAAAGCCUAGUAGGACCAGAAAUAAACAUCAGCUUAGGACCCAAACCAAAUUAUAUUCAGGAAACAGCAAAGGUGUGAUUUCAUCACAGAGUUGUACCCAUAUUCCUCAUCUUAAAUCAAUGGGUGGGGAUGCCAUAGUCUUACUAGAACCACCAUUGGACAGCAAGAAAUAUACUUCUGAAGGAAAAACAGAAGGGAGGAAGCUUCAGCUUGAACAGGACAAGUGUUCAGGAGAUAAUAGAGCUAAUUACUCUGCAUCUGAUAUUUCAACCAUCUCAAAUUCUAGCCCAAGAGAAAAAAAUAUGCUGGCUCUUUGUCAGCCAAUGAAGACCCAAGAGAAAGAACCAGAAAAGAACAAAAAUCCAGAUUCCUUUGGUAAGAUCGUUCAAAGAAGCCCUCCCAUGAUGAAGGAAACACAGCCACCCUUGUUUGUCAACUCAUCCCAAAGGAAAGACCAAACUUGGCGCUGCAAUUCAGAGAAUGUGUAUUCUCAUAGGAAGCCCAUUCAGAGAGGCCAAAGAGAACAUGCCUUUAGGAAGGAAAGGAUGAAGUGCCAAUCAUCCUGCCAAGGCGGAGAACUAAGUUCACACCCCUAUAGAAGGGACUAUAAGAAUUGUCUUAAACAAGGACUAACUCAAAGUACUGAAGACAAACCACAUUUGUCCCAUCACCCUAGAAAGAGAAGGUCAAGAAGCAAAGAUCACAGUGAUAGGGGGCUGAGAGGAAGCUAUACAAGUGAACCUUUGUUGACUAUAUCCUGUGAAGUUCAGGAAGGUGAGAAAGGAGAUGGUGAUUACAAACCUUUUAGAAGGGUUGUUCUAGCUAGUACAACAGAGCUUGUUAGUAGUAGGGGGAAAGCCCAGCAUCUUUGCAACAGAGAAAAAGCUUUUAGAGUAAAAAGUCCCAACAUCUGCCGCCAUCCUGAGAAUCAUAGAACAAACUGUCAAUGCAUGAGGAGGUCAGGGACAGUGCGUGCGGGAAGCAUGUCAUCAAACCAUGAAAAUAUGGGUAAGAAAAGAACAUUCAAAUGCCAACAUUUAGAGAAGGAAAAUAAUGAAACAAUGACUAACUCAUUGCCUCCUCCAGUUCAGAUGCACCAAAUCCAGCAAUCUACAUCCUGCUACAGACUGGGGGUCCCCAAACAAUGUAUCCACCCAACAGCUCAAGCUUCAAGGAUAUCAUGA
This is a messenger RNA of Dromiciops gliroides (monito del monte), 2190 nucleotides long. Its product is annotated as E3 ubiquitin-protein ligase Topors-like. The coding region runs from base 1 to 2190 and encodes 729 amino acids. Gene Ontology annotation, biological process: protein polyubiquitination; protein monoubiquitination. The record is from RefSeq and is a predicted model, not a curated record. The transcript has a single exon. Gene Ontology annotation, molecular function: ubiquitin protein ligase activity. Lineage: Eukaryota; Metazoa; Chordata; Mammalia; Microbiotheria; Microbiotheriidae.